Molecule: messenger RNA, 496 nt
Organism: Aspergillus saccharolyticus JOP 1030-1
Lineage: Eukaryota; Fungi; Ascomycota; Eurotiomycetes; Eurotiales; Aspergillaceae
Exons: 2
Coding region: 290-496 (68 amino acids)
Source: RefSeq, a predicted model, not a curated record
GAAACAUUGACUGAUUCCUACCCGUGACGGAAGAGCAUGAAGUCAUAGCGAAUUCGCUGGUAGGGCUGAUUGCAGUGCCCACUGGGUCCAACUCAUCACACACCCCCAGAUAGUUAAAUAACCCGUGGAUUCCUUCCCCUUCCCCCGGGGGUUUGUCUCUACUUUUCCCUCGCAUACUUUCGAUACCCUACCUGACACCAUCGCUCAAUACUCCAUACUCCAUACUCCCUCCAAGUCUUCUGCAUCCUCCGCAACACAACCUCUCCUACCUCAAGCAACACCAUCCAACAUGUUCAACUGGUUCAAGUCCUCCAAGGAGUCCGCUCCCACCCAGCAGCCCACCUGGGAUCCCAACACCGUCACCAUGCAGCAGCCCUCGGCCCCCGAGGCUCCUGUCACCGAGCGCGUGGUCACUGGCCAGCCCAACCAGCCCGAACAAAUGCAAAUGAGUCUCCGUGGUGGUGGUGAGGGCGAAGACAUCUGCUGUGGAGUGUAA